This is a messenger RNA of Oppia nitens, 2661 nucleotides long. RefSeq names its product 2-oxoadipate dehydrogenase complex component E1-like. Gene Ontology annotation, molecular function: thiamine pyrophosphate binding; oxoglutarate dehydrogenase (succinyl-transferring) activity. Bases 1 to 2661 code for a protein of 886 amino acids. The record is from RefSeq and is a predicted model, not a curated record. Gene Ontology annotation, biological process: tricarboxylic acid cycle. Lineage: Eukaryota; Metazoa; Arthropoda; Arachnida; Sarcoptiformes; Oppiidae. The transcript has 6 exons.
AUGCAGACAAACAAUGUAAAAAAAUUGUCAAAAAAUAAAUCUAAUGAUAAAAGUAGUUUAGAUGUCCAUAAAUUGGUGGACACAUUUCGAUGUGGAGGUCACCUAUUGAGCCGUUUAGAUCCAUUAUCAUUGAAUGAGUCCCGAAACUGGGAUGUGCUUCCAAUUGAGUUGACUCACUACGAGACAAGCGAUCAAUUGAUUGAUCCGCGAGAGUUUGUCAACAUUUCUGGCAACAAUUCAUGCAAAGUGAAGGAUUUGUUGUCUUUAUUGAAGGAGACCUACUCUGGAAACAUAAGCAUUGAGUUCAUGCACUUGAAUGAUGCCAAUGAACGACAAUGGAUUGCCAACAAAUGGGAACAUAUUGUAGGAAAUGACACUAUUUUUAGUUUAGAUGACAAAAAACGAUUGGCAAUGGAUCUGCUCAAGUCUGAACUUUUUGAUCAGUUUCUCACUAAAAAGUUUUCAUCCGUUAAGAGAUAUGGAGGAGAGGGAGCAGAGACUAUGAUAACGUUUUUUGAGCAUAUUUUUCAUGAGAGCUGUCAUCACGGGGUGACUGAUAUUGUUAUAGGAAUGCCUCACAGGGGAAGACUAAAUCUAUUAACAAAUUCUUUAAAUUAUCCGCCGGUUAUGUUAUUUCAAAAAAUGUUAGGAAAAUCAGAAUUCAAUUUACAAGAAUUGAAUGGCAUUACCGGUGAUGUCUUGUCUCAUUUGUUUACAUCAAUUGAUAGACGAAUUGAUGAUAACAAUAAAGUUCACAUUAUUUUACUGCCAAAUCCAUCACAUUUAGAAGCUAUCAGUCCUGUUGUUUGCGGUAAAGCCAGAGGUAAAGCAAUGACUAAACAGGUCGGUCCUUAUGGACAAACUGGUGAUAUAUUACCCAUUUUGGGAAUUCAAGUUCACGGCGAUGCAGCCUUCUCUGGACAGGGAAUUAUUAUGGAGACACUAGCAAUGGCUAACGUUCCUCAUUAUUCUGUUGAUGGGUCAAUACAUUUAAUAGUAAACAAUCAAAUUGGUUACACAACUCCGGGUCAGCUAAAUCACGGUCGGUCUUCAGUUUACUGUAGCGAUGCUCUCAAAAUCAUUGACAGUCCAUGUAUUCAUGUCAAUGGAGGCGAUCCGGAAAGUGUGGUAAAAGCGGCACAGUUUGCAUUGGAAUACAGACACAAAUUUAGAAAAGAUAUUGCAAUUGAUUUAGUUUGUUAUCGACAGUGGGGUCACAAUGAAUUGGAUGAUCCGACUUUUACUAAUCCUAUUAUGUACUCUAAAAUACAUUCACUUGAUAUGACUAUACCUCAGAAAUACUCAAAUCAAGUUCUCACUAAAGAAGAACAAAAAGCCAUUGUUGAUGAAUACACCGGUUUUCUCAAUAAAAAUUUCCAAGAAAUUGAUUCAUACAAAGUAAAGAAUACUAAUUUUAAUGGUGUCUGGAAUGGUAUAACUAUGGCCUCGGAUAAGACCAUUACUCGAUGGGAUACAAGUGUUUUGCCAGAAAUUUUGUAUUAUAUUUGUGGCAAAUCUAUUGAAACACCCAAAGAGUUUAAUUUACAUCAAAACUUAAAUAAAGUACUAAACGAUAGAAUCAACCGAAUCAAAGAAGGCGUUAAAAUUGAUUGGGCGACGGCUGAGGCACUUGCCUUCGGGUCACUACUGUAUCAGGGAUUUAAUGUCAGACUUUCGGGUCAAGACGUCGGAAGAGGCACUUUUAGUCAAAGACAUGUAAUGCUAGUCGACCAGAAAAGUGGUGACACAUAUAUACCAUUAAAUCAUUUAAAUGAUAACCAAAAAGGAUUUAUUGAAGUCUGCAAUUCAAUUCUUAGCGAAGAAGCAGUUCUGGCAUAUGAAUGGGGUCAUAGUAUCGACAAUCCAAACAAUUUGGUUGUAUGGGAGGCACAGUUUGGUGACUUCUUCAAUGGGGCACAAAUUAUUUUUGAUACAUUUAUUUCAUCCGGAGAAGCAAAAUGGGGUCUAUCCACAGCUUUGACACUACUAUUACCGCAUGGUAUGGAUGGUGCAGGUCCGGAGCAUUCGUCUGCAAGAAUCGAGCGCUUCCUUCAAAUGAGUGAUUCCAAAGAAAGCUCAGUAGAUUCAGAUCACAUUAACUGGUCUAUUGUCAACCCGACAACACCGGCCCAAUACUUUCAUGUACUUCGGCGCCAAUUGAUACGCAACUAUCGAAAGCCUCUGAUUGUAAUUACACCGAAAAUACUUCUUCGUCAUCCUUCCUGUGUUUCAACCAUUAAUGAAUUCAUUGAUUCGACGUUUUUCAGACCAGUAUUAAGUGAUCCAAUUGUGACAAAUCAAUCAGAUAUCAAAACUGUUGUAUUUUGUUCGGGAAAGCAUUAUUAUACCCUAAGUAAGGAAAGAGAGGAUAGAAAUGCCAAACACAUAGCUUUGGUUCGUUUGGAAGAGUUGUGUCCCUUUCCGGCUAAUGAAGUGUUGGCUCAGCUUUUGGCUUAUAAAUCAGCUAAAGAUUUCAUUUGGAGUCAAGAGGAACACCAGAAUAUGGGCGCCUGGAGUUAUGUGAGGCCACGCUUUGACGAUAUUCUCAAUUGUAAACUCCGAUAUGUGGGUCGACCAUCACUUUGCGCGCCAGCCGUCGGUAUCGGCGAAUUGCAUAAGAAAGAAAUUACAGACAUUAUCGACAAUAUCUUCAAAAAGUGA